GUGUUAAUUGAAUUGGCUUAUAUGCUUUUAUAAUACCGUCCUUUUGACGUUUUUGUUUUAUUUUUUAGCUACCAGUUGAGAAUCUGUCACGUUCUGGUAACAAGCGUAUGUCAGGACUUUUCGACCAGUGACCAGAGAGUAGAUGCUAUGAGCAAAUUCGGCUUUGCCUGUAUGGAAUUCUUGUCCAGUUUUUUGAGAGAAAACAAGGAUGUCUAUGAAACAGUAAUUGAGGAUGCUCUGAGUCACUUGGAAUCGAUUUGCAAGGUAUUUACUGACACAGGAUAUCUCAUUGCAAAUGCUGUUACUGUCAAUGUCGUGGAUGAAACUUGUAUUUCAAAGUGGAAUAAGUUUGUGACUAACUGUUUAAGAUACAAAUUUGAAUGCUCCCAGGUUCUUAGAACUUUGAGAUUCAUUAUCAAAGCACUGUACAAGGAGAGUAACAAGAACUUCUUUGGUGAACUGCUGUCCUUGGAAACUUUGUAUGAAAUGUUACUAAGCCAUUCUCAGUUUCUGAAUGUUAUCCUCGAUACUGAUGGAAGGAGCAAAACAAAAGAAGCCCUCGCUCAGCUGAUGGUUACAGUUGUGGAGUUGAAUCCUAACUGCUGUGUGUCGUCACACCUUCCAGUACUCUUUGCUGCUUACUCCGCGUCACUGUCAACCACAGAUCAGUCCAUUUUAUACCUGUUGAGUCUGUAUGAGAAAAACCACACAUCGUUUAAGAAUUACAGACCUUUUCUCUGGGGCCCAGCCGCUGCUCACCAUCACCAAAUCACCAAGAGCCUGGGUCCAUCAUUAUGGCAACAGCCAAGUGUUAGUGAUGUACUGGAACAAAUGGAUGCCAGCAAAAUGUAUCAGUCAACGGUGUCAUUUCCACAGAGCAGGCUUCUUCAGCCUCAAGUCCAGAGUGAGCUUUCGCGUCAGACAGUCCAAGAUGUUUACGACCCUUGCUUCCUUUUACCGUUAUUCAGCUGUCUUCUAGCUCCAAAUUUUCAAGUGGACUGUCGGAAGUUCGUGGAGCAAGGUUGCUUGGGUUUUACAGUAGCCUCGUUGUCCUCACGUGAUGUGCACGUGCGGCAAGCGGGAUAUCACGUGCUCAGUAGAUACAUGAUGCAUCUUGAAGGGGCCAGAUUCAAAGAGAGAAAACAGAUUUUCCAUUUGUUAACGUGUUUGAAGAAUAGCAUUACAGAAGCGAAUUGCCGCAUAUCCAGCUUAAUGGUAUGCUUCAUAGCUCGAGUGGCAAACAUUCUACUGAAACCAGAGCAUAGUUUCUACAUUAUGAUGAACAGCUUUCUACUUCAGAGACCUGCUUUGAAUCUCAGAGACUUACCUCUGUUUUUCACCAUGUUCAACAGCAGUUCCAUGCAGCACGUCACCGAGCGGUCCUGGAUGCUACAGUUGCUGGUGGAUGGAAUGAUGGACAGUCCAGAUUAUUAUUUGUACAAACGACGUCACGUGAUUGAACUAGCGCUGAGUUAUCAUGACUCACCGGUCAGCGAUCAUCACUCUCGGAACCUGGUGACUCAGUUGUUGUUAUCAGCUCUGAAGAUCCAUCCAGCUGCUUAUGAUUUGACCAAAAACUACGGUGUUGUAGCCUGGAUCCACUCCUUGUGUUACAAGAGUCCUGGAAGACUGAGCACAAGUCUGGACUUACUUCAAACCCUUUGGUUUACACUACAUACUGCCCACAAGAAAAGCAAUGACGUUAAUGGGGAAGAAAAACAUGUCCGUCUGCCUCCAAACUUGGCUCAAGAGUGCGCAUUAGUUUGCUGGACUCUUCUUGAACAACUAAGAUCUUGCCCAGUUGUAGCUGAUACCUAUAGCUAUUUACAACUGCUGGCAUCCGUCAACAGUUACUUAGCAGCCAAUGAGCAGCCUUCUGGCAUGUCAUGUGACCGUACUUUGAGCCUGUUGGGUUUGUGGUGUGCGGCAUUUGACGAAACAGUGAUGCUGAGUCGACUUCUCUCUUCUUUAAAAUUGAAUGAAGUGUUGAACAGUGACGUCCAAACUGGUGCAACCGAACGCGACUACAGUAACCUCAAGACAGAAAGCUUGUCUUCCUUGCUGGCUAUUCUCACAUCGUGGCAUCCGUCGGGCGCAGGAACAAACCAGGUUUCACUACAACAAACUGUUCUUCUUGUUUGGCACUUCGGAUUGAUGUGCUGUCGUGGGUUAUUCCAGGUUAUCAAGCUUCAUAUCGAUAUUCCGUCAAGCAGUAGAAAUCAAACUUCUGUUUGCCUAGUUACACUUCUAAGCUGGUUUAGAAAAUGUCUUGUGCAGGACCGCGUACUUCAGGAUCGUCUUGUCAUAGAGAACCCAGCUUCAGAAAUUAAACUUUUAGUGCAGCUUUACCAGACUGGUUCCUCCAACAACGCGACUGCUGCCUUACAUGUGGAGCAUUUCAAAAGCGUUGAGAACUCUCGCUUAGCAGUUACAAGGGAGCUGAAUAUGAUUUGUUUGGUUUUACUUGCUGCUGCCCAGCGCGGAAAGCGUAAGGGUAUUGAGGAAGGUUUAGCGCAGCCAGCAGUUUGCCAGUUCAUCUCUCAGGAGCCCUAUGGUGACGUUAUCACUAAAGGACUGGAAAAAGUGAUUCUUCCUUUGCUACCCGACCCCUGUGGAGACUUGGAGGAAGGGAGUUACCAUAAGGAUGAAGAUGUGGUCUUACAAGAUUUAUUGUCUCUUUUAAUGCAAGAGCUGUGGUUGAAAAUACCCAUUCCUUUCCAGUUCCUCUCGUACUUACUCAGUCAAGGUGAAAGUGGAAACCCUGUGGUAGAUUCAGUCAUACUGGCACUUCGUGGGGCAAAGACUAUUACAAAGUGGAUACAGAAAGAUGUCUGACAACUCAGUUCUGUGUGUUGGUUCAAGUUAUGUAGCUGGACAAGAAGGAAUGACUCUUGCUUUCAGUAUCAAGGCAAUAAGCGAAAGCAGAGAAAAUCACGUGCAAGGAAUUGAUAACUGAACCUACUUGUGCCAAGGCAAUACCAUAACGUAGCAAGUCGACGCAUCUACACUCAAACAAAUUUGAGCGAUUUCCCUUAUGACGUUGAAAUGAUUAGCUUGAAUACGAACAAAAAAACAAACUAGUUGUGAGCAAUAUGAUUGGUUCAGCGAACAGAGGCCAGUGGGCGCGGCUUUUGGUUGGUUCAGUGAACACGCAAAGCCUCUGAAGCGUGCGGAUUGCAAGUUGCUAUUGUCUACGACGUCACUCACUCUUCAGUAUUCUGACCCGGGUUGUUUGAAAGCUGGAUAACGCUAUCCACCGAACAAAUCACUACCCAGUGGCACGAAAAUCGCUUUAUACAUACAUACUAUACUGACUGAAUAAGACUGAAUAAGACCUCAAUACUGUCUUUGUAUUUUAAUUAUAUUUAUUUGUUACACAAGUAUCAAAAUUCAAGAGACGUCGCAGCGCUGCAGUUGUCUCGACUUGCAGGCGGACUGGAACCAUCAGCACUGCUCAGGGCUUCGAUCUAGAAAAGUAAAUUAAAGUAAUCAAGAAUUCGACUACUUGUAAACUUGUGAAAUAAUCCCUUGUUAACUUACGAAGCGAUAGUUCUUGAGGUAGGGUGAUGAAAAAAGUGCACGACGCCGUUGUAAGAGCGACUGAAAGAAGACAGUAACGUUUGUAAAUUGUUCGAGAUUCUUCAACAAAAUCUGUUGAAACAGGAA
This is a messenger RNA of Orbicella faveolata, 3666 nucleotides long. RefSeq names its product nucleolar pre-ribosomal-associated protein 1-like. Lineage: Eukaryota; Metazoa; Cnidaria; Anthozoa; Scleractinia; Merulinidae. The record is from RefSeq and is a predicted model, not a curated record. Gene Ontology annotation, biological process: maturation of LSU-rRNA from tricistronic rRNA transcript (SSU-rRNA, 5.8S rRNA, LSU-rRNA); maturation of 5.8S rRNA from tricistronic rRNA transcript (SSU-rRNA, 5.8S rRNA, LSU-rRNA). Gene Ontology annotation, cellular component: nucleolus.